AUGUGUCUGUUGCUGCUGUUGGCAAAUCUGCUCCUUUGGGAGAAUGUGUGCUCCACACCAGAUGUCUUGUCCACUAAAGACCUGUAUGAUCAUGUGGUUGAACAAUCUCAUACCAACUAUGACAUGUCCGCAGACAUAUACCACGAAUUUAAUGUAAAGUUUGCUAAAGCAAGUUGGUUAAAUGAAAAGGUGCCCAUCGAGUGCCACACUGCAUCCAUCACGACUCCAGAGAAUAUUAAGCAAAUCCGUGAAACAAAAACAGAAGACCUUCUGAAAACAGUCAUAGCAAUGUCCCGUGCCUGGGACUAUCCUCUGAUACACCUGAUACUUGCCACGGCUGCUCUCCCAACUGAGUCUAAUGAAAUGAUGCAAAGAAUCAGUGAUGUGAAGCAUGGAAUUAUAGAACUUUUGAAGGGACUUGAGAUCCUACUGAGCAGGACCCAGCCUGGAGCUAUAGAAAAUUUUCCUCCUCAUUGGUCAGGACUGAGAGAACUUCAGUCAUCUGAUGAAGACACUCACCUUUUUGUUAUGUAUAACCUCUGCCGUUGCCUGAAAAGGGACACACAAAAGGUUGAAAGUUACCUCAAGGUCCUGAAAGCCCGAGUCAUCUUUAAGGAGAACUAUUAA
Messenger RNA from Chionomys nivalis (European snow vole), 627 nucleotides. RefSeq names its product prolactin-3D4-like. The transcript has 4 exons. NCBI's taxonomy places the organism in Eukaryota, Metazoa, Chordata, Mammalia, Rodentia, Cricetidae. Gene Ontology annotation, biological process: mammary gland development; positive regulation of lactation; positive regulation of receptor signaling pathway via JAK-STAT. Gene Ontology annotation, molecular function: hormone activity; prolactin receptor binding. Gene Ontology annotation, cellular component: extracellular region. The coding region runs from base 1 to 627 and encodes 208 amino acids. The record is from RefSeq and is a predicted model, not a curated record.